ACCAUACCGACAGAACCCAUUCGUCUAAACCUUGGCUGUACCAAGACCGGCUCCCUACCUCGCUCCCUCGCCUUGCCGUCGCUGCCUAGGAUGGCAGUGCCUGAUUCAGGCUCGUCGGCUGCCGCCUCGUCCUCAUCCUCCGGCCAGCCUCUGCAGCAGAAGCGGCUACAACAGGCAGCAGCAACCAUCAAGAAGUUCUCGGAACAAGACCGGCAGGUGGUGGACCUGGCAGACUACCUCAAUGCGUCCGUCAAUCAACCCUACAAGCUCUACCUCUCCUCCCCAUGGGCUAGUCUUCGCAAGGUGCAGACUCUAACCAUUCCCGAUGCCGUGAUUCAAGCAAGUACCUCUGCUCGAUCCUUUGCGGCUCAAGGUCUCUUCCCCGAGAUUGAGCGCGCUUGGAUCAUCAUAGACAGCCAGCUCUUCCUCUGGAAUUACCUCGAAGGCAGCUCAUCCGCCUUCGAGUCCUAUGUUCAUCCUACCGACAUCAUCCAGUCCGUCUCCCUGGUCGCCCCCAAAGCCGGCGUCUUCAUCGAUUCGAUCAAGCAUCUCCUCGUCAUCUCCACGCAGCAGUCAGUGACCAUUCUUGGCCUGGCAAUUGAGACGACCCCACCUCCGAAUGCCCAGAGGGAGUUGCGGCUUUACCAGACAGACUUCUCCUUGCCCACUUCUGGCGUCGUGAUGCGAGACUUUGUCGCAACCUCAGAUGGCAGUAGGUUGUUCUGCCGAGGAAGUGAUGCCUGCUUGUACGAGCUUUACUACCAAGCAAAGGAAGGCUGGUUUAGCUCAAAAUGUAGCUUGAAGAAUCUCACCAGCGGAGGGGUUCGGAAUCUGUUGCCAGGAUGGGCUGGAGGAGCAACCAAAGGCUCUCUGGAGAGCAUCGUUGUUGAUCACUCCAGAGCCCUCUUCUACGUCCUCGAGUCGCGGCGGACCAUCUCUUCGUACUCGAUUCCCUCGGCGCUCAAUGGCGGCGUCCCGCAGCUCGUGACGACCUUGCGGGACAUUCACCGGACUGCCUCCCUAAUCUCACCCCAGAACGCAUCCCUUCUCCGUCAAGAGGACUUCGCUAUCAUCAGUCUACAGCCCAUCAGGGCUGAGGAGAGCAGGACGAUCUGCCUCUUGGCUACCACUAGUAAUGGCGUACGUCUGUACUUUACAAAUCAGCGUAGCGGUUAUCGCGCGUUCACAGCACCUUCCACGAGUCUAGGUGGAUCAUCUACUCUGGAGCUUCUCUACGUCAGACCACCACCUGCUUCUGGACUUAGCCCCACGCCGCUUCCCCCAACUGGGUCCAACUCAGGUUCAGCUGAUCAGAGCGAUUAUCCUCAAGCUCAACCGCCCCUGCAACGUUUGAGCCACGCGAUCUACAAGGAUGGGCAUUUCCUUGCGGCUGCUGCGUACCCGUACGGCAAUGGUCUCGACAAUGUUCUAUGCAUCAGUCGAGGAAGCUCUAGCGCUACCAUUCUCAACAAUACCACGGUCUCAGCUGGGCAGAAUGGCGAAAGUGCGACGACGAGUACGUCUGUGAUACCUUCUUCUGGGCCUGCGUCAGCCUCUACUCCUGCUGAUCCGGCAGAGCAAGCAACGAACGUUUUGAUACAAGGAGCUACUUGGGCUUUGGCGGAGGUCCCGAGGCCGAACGUGGGCCCCGCUUCCCUCAACCCCCUCGUGCGCCAAAUGACAAGCUUGCCAAGGACUUUCUUGGCCCUCACAAGUACAGGGUUGACAGUUCUGGUAGAGAAUAGGCCGAUGGACCUCCUACGAGAGCUCUUGGACAGAGCAAGUGCUGCAUCUGGCCAAGGAAAUGCCGAGACCGUUGGCCUGGUAGAGGUGUUCAAGCGCUUUGGACAAGCCCAGUCAUGCGCGAUGGCUUUGGCCAUUGCAACUCGCAACUCCCACGCCUCCUUCUCUUUGGAAGCGCUCCUGUCCGUGUCACGACCCAGUGCAAGCGCUUUUUCUGCUCAGAUGCACACAGCCGAAUCUCUACUCAACGCCACCAGAAUCUACUUUGACUAUGGAGGCCUACCCAGAUACGAUCCACCGCCGUAUCCUCAUCAGCCGAUGUCGGAGGGCAGGGUAGUACUGAGUGGACGUCAUGAGGGCCUUGGCGUAUACGCAACUCGGCUGCUUCAGAGUCUUUGGGAGAAGAAGAUCAAGGAAGUCGGACGCGUAGUAGGUACUCAAUCAGCAGACGCCAUCGUGGGCAAGGACAUGGAAGAGCUGAGGUCUUUCGUCAGAACUCACGCUGAGGCGUACGGGCUCAACAACAAGCGGGGCGGCAGCAACGCGCCAGGCGGCGGCGGCGAGGGCGAGCUGCUCGCUCAGAAGACAGAGCAGGAAAGCCUACGGGCUCUCAAUGCUCUAUUGGAACGGUCAAUUGAGGCCUUGAGCUUCGUGAUCCUGUUGGGUGAUUUUGGCUGGGAGAGAGUCCUGAGCAAAGUCGGCGAUGUAGUCAGGGCCAAGGUGGACUCGAUGUCAUUUGGCGACCUUGUCUUGGAGGUGUCGAGCGCGGAACAAAGUGGCUCUGCAGGAGGCCCUCCUGGCUCGGCGUCCUCAGGCCAAGGUCAGCAGGCGAUUUCGCGCUCCCUCGUAGAAGCCAUCAUCGAUCUACACUCUGUCUCCUCGCCGUCCGGCAUGGAUGUCAUUGCUGACCUGCUUCAAUCGCGUUGCUCAUCUUUCUGCGAUGCCAACGAUGUUCGCCUGUACAAGGCUCUGGAACACAUUCGCCAAGCCAAGGAGUCUGCCCCGGGCCUCAAGAGGGACGAGGCGCUAAGGGAAAGUGAGAUGCUGAUGAUGAAGGCUAGUCGUCGAUUGCCAUUUGAGCGACUGCAAGAAGUUGUCGGUCUCUGGAACUCAAUGUCUUGGGUCAGCGCAGCCAUUCAGCUACCCCUCAGGUGUGCUCAGGAAUGGGACCCCCAUGGCUUUGCAAGGGCAUACCGAGCAGAUGGCAUGAGGGCGAGUGACGAUACCCGUAAAGCUGCCUACGAUGUGGCCAUGAAGUGCUACGGUCUCGUGCUAGACACGCUCAAAUCCCUCGAUGAGAAGGCGGACGCUACUCCUCAGGCGGUCGGAGUCGAGACACUGCGAUCGACGGCGUAUGGUAUUGUUCAGCAAUCAAUGGAUCCCUUGCUCCACGAGGCCCUAUACGACUUCCUGCUCCGAUCAGGAAGGCGGGAGCAGCUCCUGGGCAUGACUACGCCUUUCCUGGAAGCGUACCUGCAACAGGAACCACUCACACUGGAGAAGCUAGAGAUGCUCUGGCAGUGCUAUACCCGUCGCGGUGAGGGGGCUUCGGCUGCACGUGUGCUCGUCGGCUUGGCGGAGAGUACCGAAUUGGAUCUCACUCUGUUCCAACGUGUGGAGUACCUGACACUUGCGUCCAACAAUGCAAAGUCGUCUACCCUGGGCGGAGGGUUGAGCGAUCUGAAUCAUGCGACGGUUGCCUUUGUUGCGGAAAUCGAGGAGAAGUUGGAGGUUGCUCAGGUUCAGGUCGAAGUGUAUAGGGCUAUUAGCGAGCUGGACGAUCUGGAAGAAGACAAGAAGGCAGGUCUUCUAGAUGACCUCGACUCCAGUCUUCAUGACAUCUCUACGCUGUAUCGCGACUUUGCGGAUCCUCUUGGCCUUCACGACGUCAAGAUCCUCAUCUUCCAGGUGUCAGACUUCCGAGAUGUUGAGCUGGUGGCAGAGACCUGGGAGCUCAUCCUAGACCGUGCUCACCAGGAAGGCGGCCGAUUGCUCUCACCUGACCGUGCAUACGAGAGGGUUGCGGCGGUUGUGAUCGAGCUGGGAAGGAGACACAUGAACUCUGACUUUGCCUGUCCCAUUGAUGUCCUCGUUCGCAAUCUGGAGCACUAUGCCUUCACACAGCGUUCCUCCCAGCCCAUCCCCAUCGGCUGGGCACCACAGACCCUCCUGGCUGCGAGUGCGUCUCCAGAAGCCAUCUUCGAUGUCCUAGAAGGUCUGUUCCAAUCCAAGGUCGAACCAUGGCAGACCAAGUCUUCGAUUGUCUUUCUUUUGAGCGACCUCUACCAGCUCAUCUCCAUCUGGCUAGGUAGUCAUCUCAACUCUAGUGGGUACGACACUCUGCCCUCGUCGAACAGGAGGAGCAUCGCCCUCUCGCGCUCUUCGUCCUCCUUUGGAGGCUUAGAUGUCAUGGAGAGCUUCCCUGCAAAGAGGGUCGACGACUCGCUGGACGCAUAUCUGUCUACACUCAAUUCGCUACUGGGUCAAUUGAGAGAGGUGGAGGAUGGACAGCUGGCGAGGGAGAGUAUCAAUGGGAUGAAGGUGCUGCAGGAUCGACUCAGGCAGGCCUUCUAA
Messenger RNA from Microstroma glucosiphilum, 4317 nucleotides. RefSeq names its product nucleoporin-domain-containing protein. Bases 91 to 4317 code for a protein of 1408 amino acids. NCBI's taxonomy places the organism in Eukaryota, Fungi, Basidiomycota, Exobasidiomycetes, Microstromatales, Microstromataceae. Gene Ontology annotation, biological process: transcription-dependent tethering of RNA polymerase II gene DNA at nuclear periphery; RNA export from nucleus; protein localization to nuclear inner membrane. Gene Ontology annotation, molecular function: structural constituent of nuclear pore. The transcript has 5 exons. Gene Ontology annotation, cellular component: nuclear pore; nuclear pore inner ring. The record is from RefSeq and is a predicted model, not a curated record.